Sceloporus undulatus (fence lizard) is the source of this 5361-nucleotide messenger RNA. RefSeq names its product Rho guanine nucleotide exchange factor 7 (gene ARHGEF7). The record is from RefSeq and is a predicted model, not a curated record. NCBI's taxonomy places the organism in Eukaryota, Metazoa, Chordata, Lepidosauria, Squamata, Phrynosomatidae. The transcript has 19 exons. Gene Ontology annotation, biological process: intracellular signal transduction. Gene Ontology annotation, molecular function: protein binding; guanyl-nucleotide exchange factor activity. Bases 511 to 2760 code for a protein of 749 amino acids.
CUGCUGCAGGUUCCUCUCUCUGUCUCUCUCUUUCUCUCUCCUGGAAAAAGGGCCCUCCUUGACCAGCUGCCAAAAAGGGAGGAGGAAGAGGAAGGAUGGGGGGGAAAGAGGAGAAACUGGACCCCGUGGCUUUGGGAAAGCGGAGCGUCAUCCUCUGCAACGCCAUGGAGAAGAAGGAGGAGGAGGAGGAGGAGGAGAUGGAGAAGGGGGACAGGACCCUGGUCCCUGCCUCCUCCAUGUGAAGAAGAAGAAGGGGAAGGAGGCCCUGGAUCCUUGGGGGGAGAAGAAGGACAAGGAGAAGGGGUGUGGGUGUGAACCACAACCACCCCCUGAUUGUUGUUAUUAUUUUCCAUACAGACCCAGUUCUCCUCCUCCUCCUCUUGGGCAGCCACCCUCCCUCCUUCCCUCCCUCCUUCUUCCUCUUGCUGGGGAUUUGUUUUUUAUUUUGUGUGUGUGUGUAUUUUUAAGCAAAGAAAAGGAAGGGGGGUGUUCCUCCUGGCCGCCGCAGCCAUGAAUUCGGCGGAGCAAACGGUGACCUGGCUGAUCACUCUCGGGGUGCUGGAGUCCCCCAAAAAGAGCAUCUCGGACCCGGAGGGGUUCCUGCAAGCCUCCCUCAAGGACGGGGUGGUGCUCUGCAGGCUGCUGGACCGCCUGCUCCCCGGCACCAUCGACAAAGUUUAUCCGGACCCCCGGACAGAGACGGAGUGCCUGAGCAACAUCCGCGAGUUCCUCAGGGCUUGUGGCUCCACGCUUCGCCUGGAGACCUUUGAUGCAAAUGACCUGUAUCAAGGACAGAACUUCAACAAGGUGCUUAGCUCCUUAGUUGCACUAAAUAAAGUCACAGCAGACAUUGGGCUAGGAAGUGAUUCUGUAUGUGCAAGGCCAUCCUCUCACCGGAUAAAGUCAUUUGAUUCCUUGGGAUCCCAGUCUCUACAUAGCAGAACUUCAAAACUUUUUCAAGGCCAGUAUCGAAGUCUGGAUAUGACAGAUAACAGCAACCACCAAUUGGUGGUAAGGGCAAAAUUUAAUUUUCAGCAGACCAAUGAAGACGAACUUUCUUUUACAAAAGGAGAUAUUAUCCAUGUUACAAGAGUAGAAGAAGGAGGCUGGUGGGAAGGAACUCACAAUGGCAAGACAGGAUGGUUUCCUAGCAAUUAUGUAAGAGAAGUGAAAUCAAAUGAAAAACCUGUCUCCCCCAAAUCAGGAACUCUAAAGAGCCCUCCAAAAGGGUUUGACACGUCUGCUAUUAGCAAAAGCUAUUAUAAUGUGGUGCUACAAAACAUUCUAGAAACAGAAAAUGAAUAUGCUAAAGAACUACAGACCAUGCUUUCUAACUACCUGCGACCAUUACAAGCUAGUGAAAAGUUAAACUCUACAGAUACUUCUUAUUUAAUGGGAAAUCUAGAAGAAAUCAGUUCUUUUCAGCAAAUGCUUGUACAGUCUUUAGAAGAAUGCACCAAGUUGCCUGAAACUCAGCAGAGGGUUGGUGGUUGCUUUCUAAAUCUGAUGCCACAAAUGAAAAAUCUGUACCUUGCCUACUGUGCCAACCAUCCGUCAGCAGUAACAGUUCUUACAGAACAUAGUGAAGAGCUAGGAGAAUUCAUGGAAACAAAAGGAGCCAACAGUCCUGGGAUUCUUGUAUUGACAACGGGCCUGAGCAAACCAUUUAUGCGGCUGGAUAAAUAUCCCACAUUACUCAAAGAGCUUGAAAGACACAUGGAGGAUUAUCAUCCAGAUCGACCAGACAUUCAGAAAUCCAUGACAGCCUUCAAAAACCUUUCUGCACAAUGUCAAGAAGUACGAAAAAGAAAGGAACUUGAACUCCAGAUACUAACAGAAGCCAUCCGCUGUUGGGAAGGAGAGGACAUUAAAACAUUGGGAAAUGUUAUUUAUAUGUCCCAAGUCAUGAUACAGUGUGCUGGUAAUGAGGAAAAGAAUGAAAGAUACCUUCUCCUCUUUCCUAACAUUUUGCUCAUGUUGUCUGCCAGCCCUAGAAUGAGUGGGUUUAUUUAUCAGGGGAAAUUGCCACUGACAGGGAUGACCAUUGCAAAGCUAGAAGAUAGUGAAAAUCACAGAAAUUCAUUUGAAAUUUCAGGAACUAUGAUUGAACGAAUACUGGUAUCUUGUAAUAACCAACAAGAUUUGCAUGAAUGGGUAGACCAUCUGCAGAAACAAACCAAAGUAACAGCUAUUGGGACUCCUGUUAUUAAACCCCAUUCUGUGCCAUCUCACACGCUUCCUUCUCAUCCUGUAACACCAUCCAGCAAGCAUGCAGAUAGUAAGCAAAUGCCACUAACUCCAGUAUACCACACUCUUCCACAUCCUUCACAUCAUGGGACACCUCAUACCACUAUAAACUGGGGACCCCUGGAGCCUCCUAAAACUCCUAAGCCGUGGAGUUUGAGCUGUUUACGACCAGCACCUCCGUUAAGGCCUUCAGCAGCACUCUGUUACAAAGAGGAUCUCAGCAAAAGUCCAAAAACCAUGAAAAAACUGCUCCCCAAGCGAAAACCUGAACGGAAACCAUCAGAAGAAGAGUUUGCACUGAGAAAAAGUACUGCUGCAUUAGAAGAAGAUGCUCAAAUACUAAAAGUAAUAGAAGCUUACUGCACAAGUGCCAAAACGCGGCAAACAUUAAAUUCAAGAAUUGGAGUCCAGAAACAUGUGGGGAGUCACAAGUGCCCUGACCCUGUGAUAAAAGAUUGCCAAAUAUUUUCUUGGAGAUUGAAGUUAGAAGCCUUUUCUGAGACUCUAAACUGAUGUGUGUGAAUUUGGCCUGCUUCUCAGCUUCCAGCAGAGGUUGAUGAUUGAAGAUUUCUGGUGUCGGUGAUUUUGCUUUUCUGCAUUUCACUUCCAUCCCAUCUCCAGAAGUUUCACCCUUUUUAAUUAUGUGGUCCUUGUGAUGGAGUGUGUUGUUAUAUUAUUUUGAUUGAGACUCCCUAAUGUGGGGGAUAAUAAUCUUUGUGAUCAUUUGAAUAAUGUUUGAAAUAUCUCCUGUGAUUUUAUUUUGAUGUAUUGCCAGAGGAAAUGCUUUAAAUGGAAUCUACCUGUCAGUGUUCCAAAGUUUGGUUUUAGACGUACAAAUAAGAUAUUUAAUAACUUUAAUUCCUUUUUACUGACUUUUAUCCCUGUGUGCAUACAAGGUUCCCAUCUAAAAGUCAGAAAUCCUUAUUUGUUUUCACAUUUCUCAGUUAUAAUAAAGCCAACUAGUGAUAUUGAAAUGCCAGUUUGGAUGUGAAUAAAAUUAAUAUGACAGCCCUGUGUUUGUGUCCUGUGUUCUAUAUAUCUUGAAGUACUGAAGAUAAUUGCUAUUACUACAAACUGGAUUUCUUAAAUUUGAUAUUGUGAUCAAUUUUUACACAUUUUAAAAGGCAAUUAAGUGCCCCUGGAAAACAGUCAGAAUCAGUUUUGUAUGAACCAGGAAUCUGUCCACUGGAAGCAAAGAGGUCAUCCCCCCCCCCCAAAUAAAAAUGCUGCUCCCUAAUGAGAUUUUCCUUCAGUCCCCAAAUUUCUAGCAUUCCAGUAAUGUGAAACUUCAUUUGACCAUUUAGAAAUGCUUUUAGGUAUCCAAAGAAAAGAAUCAGGCAAAGUGAACCAAGGGAAUGCCAAACACAGCCAGUAGAAAGGUUUGAGAUAUGAACAAUGGUCAAUUAUCUAAUUGUACAGAGUGUUAGAAAUUUGGGGGAUAAAACAAAAUUUCAUUCAAGAAUGCCUGUUUGGGGGUCAUUGGGGCUGUGCAGACCACCACUUUUAGAGCCAGAUUGGGGCUGCAGCGAUCUGGUCUUUCCUUUUUGCACCCUGGAAAGGGUGCUGUAGCUGCUGCUUUACGAUGUUCCUUUGACACUGCGUCAUCUAAACACAGCGCCAGAGGAGUGCCAUGAUGCUGUGUGCUGUGUGGCUGCUAUGCCCAGACCGCCCCCAGGGUGGCUUUAAUGGCUGAUCUGCACAGGCCCAUUGUCCUCAUUUUCCCCAUCCAUAGCUAUACCCCCUAAUAUAAACCCAUUUACUUGGCUAGUUCUGCAAAAGAUACUCAAUUUCACCAUUUUCAUGGAUUAAUAAACUGUUGUGAUGUGCAGCCAUUCCUUUCACAUUGCUCUAAAGGUUUAAUGUUGUACAGUCUGAGAGGUUUGUGAUUGAAGUUCUGCCCACCAAAAAUAGGCGACUUCUCCAUUGAAUAUGCCAGGGAUGAAGUCUUCUGGGACCUAUGACCUUCUCCCAGGCUCUCUCUCUCCCUCAGAAAGGACUGUCUAGUAUUGUCAGUUCUUUUUAAAAGAAACCUAAAAGGUUUAUGUUAACCUACUUACGGAAAAUGAAUAUGUACAUAUAUCUAAUGUGCUGUGCUGAUCUAAAACACAGAACCACCUCAAAGUUAAAGCACAGAGCCACAAAAUAGUGCAGUAAUAUUCUAAUAAACUUGAUUUCAAAAAUAGAAUCAUAGAGUUGGAAGAUACCUCAAGGCUCAUGAUUGUAGAUUAUUCAGUUCUUGGAGAGUGGUUUCAGAGUUCUGGAAAAAAUAUGUACACAUACUUGUGUAAUGAGAAAUUUUUCCAAAAUAAAGGGAAAUGGACAAGCCUGCUUAAUGUAUAUGUUUACACAGUCUAAUUUUCAAUAGCACAGAAUUUGGAUAAAACCUCAGUUGCUUUAGCCCAAAUAACAUGCAAUCCUAUUCAUAGCCAACUCCCAUUAUUAUAUAUAUUAUGUAGUACAUGAAAUAUUAGUUGCCUCAAGGUUUCUCUUCACCACUAUUAAUUGCCUCAGGAAUUUAAAAUGAAAUCUCAAGCCUUUAACCUAUUUGUACCUCACCUGCUUAGCAUAUAGAACAGAGAACAGAUUUGGAAAUGAAUGUAAAUUUCAGUUAAAUUGGAAAGUUCAUUAUUUUUGAUAGUUGACAUGACUAACACAAUAAAUCAGAUGCUACUGGAAACCAUGAUGUGGAAAUGAUCUCCUCCCCGGUUAAACUGGAAAACUAGGUUUUCAUGGCAUUACAGUGAAGUUGCAAACAUUACUAGAGUGCCUAUUGAAAAAGGCCAAAUGUGCUUUUAAAAACUUUUGCAAGGAGCAUAUACUGACUCAUUUGGAAAGUGCACAUUGUAUAGUACUUAUGAAGGAUGUAUCUGAAAAACCAACAGAUGGAAAGUGUUUGCAGCACCAGUUUACGUUGUUAUAUCAGGAUAAGCUCACUACACCUUAAGUUCUAAAAUAUGCACUGCAUACACGGAUUUUUCCUGAAGGUUCAUUCUUUUUGUUGAAUAAAGAAAAGCUGUGCAGUACAGAUUGUUUCACUGUAGACCUUGCAGGGAGUAGAUGGCAAUGGUGCAAUCUCAUUGUAUGGUUGUGAAAAUGGACCCAAUGUAUGCUGCU